Uloborus diversus is the source of this 4115-nucleotide messenger RNA. RefSeq lists its product as uncharacterized. NCBI's taxonomy places the organism in Eukaryota, Metazoa, Arthropoda, Arachnida, Araneae, Uloboridae. The transcript has 7 exons. The coding region runs from base 162 to 1130 and encodes 322 amino acids. The record is from RefSeq and is a predicted model, not a curated record.
UUGAAUUUCGUUAAUUAGUACGAAAUAUUAGUUAAAUUUCUCUAAUUCGCCUGAAGCAUUUUGUGUUGUUGUAAACUUGCACUUGAAGUCGAAUACAUUUGUUGUCAAAAAGCAAUUAGAUAGUUUGAUGAACUGACAAGCAUUUUAAAAGACAAUGUGAAAUGGAGUUGCCCAACCAAAAUGCUCCUUUGCUGUUUACUCAGAUGCUUCAAAUGUUCCCGAAUAUUCCACAUGAAAUUAUUUUAUUAUAUAGUUUACAGUAUUCAAAUGAUGUAGAAAAAUGCAUUCAAAUGUUGAAAAUGCAGAAUGGAAAAUAUAUGAAUGCUGGAGAAAAUGAUCUUAUUGUAAAUUUUCCUGCUGAUCAACAACUGAGUGAUUUAAAUAUUGAACCCAAUCAACUUACAGAUUCCUUUGGUGAUGAAACCAGUUUUGAUAAAUCUUAUCAGCUUUCUAAUAGUCCACAACUAAAUGCUUUAAACAACAAUGUGGGUACUAAAUCUGUUAUGCAAAGUUCAAUGAACAAUAUUGUUCCUACCUUGGAACAUAAUUCAAAUGAGAACAUUAGUGACGAUUCUUCCCUAUAUAAAGAACUAAAACCAAGCGUCGAAUCUCCAAGUGUUCACCCUGAAUGUUCAUUGCCAAUUCCAGAUAAUGAAAAUUCUGUUCAAAAUCCUCAAAGGAUAUUUCAAAAUGGAGUGUUAAAUAUUCCACCUUAUUAUUUAGAAGCAUCACCAGCACUUCACAUAAAUGUUGAAGGUGAUGAAGAAAGCAAUCACAGUUGGAGGCCAAAUAUGACUUUUGAUGGUUUAUACUCUGAUUUUUUCUUGUCUUCACCUAACUCUGACCAUACAAACAAUUCUGACGUGAUGAAACACUCAUCAAAAUCUCCCACAAGUUCUGGACUGGAUCAAAUGUCUUUGUCCUCAUUUCCCGUGAGAAACUUUUCAAUUCCAUUCAUUCCAUCAUCAAAUAAUUUUCCAUACAGAGAUCAAAGUACUGUCUCACAUGACGUUUUGAAUAUCUUAAACUUCCAAAGAAUUCAACUUAACAUUAUGAGAUAUGAAAUACUGAAAUCUAGAACAGAGUUAGAUAAUUUAAAGGAGGAAGUUGAAAAUUGUCUUGGGAGUUGAAUGAAAAAAAGCAUUCCAGAGAGACCUUCAAUAUUAAGCAAUUAAGUAAAGAAAAUUCAGAUUUGCGUAUGGAAUGUCAAUGCUUAUGCAUGGAAGUGGAUUAUUACUUGAAAGGACGAGCUCUCUUAGGCGAAACUGAUGAAAAUACCUAUAACAAUAAAGAGCCAUCUAAUGAGCAAGCAGUGUGUGAUCAUCGAAGCUACUCAAAUAGGGAUGAUAGCUUUGACCAGGCUGAUGAACUAGAUGAACUCAAUAAAUGGGAGUGUACAAAAUGUACAUUUGCUAAUCAUCCUGCUAUAAAUACUUGUGAAAUGUGUCAGAUGCCUCGACCAAAACCCAAGCAAACAGCCUUCGCUUCAUCAGUUCCUGAAACUUGUUAUUGCCAUUCAAGAAAAGAAUCCCCUCCAAUAUCCAGCUGAUCAAUCAAAAUCAAAUUAUAAAAAUGUGUUAAUGUUUAUGCCCAGUUAUUUUUGCCAUUUUUUUAUAGAUUACAAACUACUUAACAAAAAGUAGUUUUUUUUAUUUCACUUCUGUUCUUGUAAAAUUUUGAUUUGAUUUUAUCUUUUUGCAUAUAUAUGUGCAAAGUGAUCGUUUUUAGAAACAAAUACUUGCAUAAAGAUUCCUGUAUAAAAAAGGGAGAGGCUAAAAACUAUGGGGAAGUUGUAUCGAAGACUUUUUAUAUAGAGUGUUGAGUUUUAAAAACUAAGAAAGGAUUUUUAGUCAAUCACAUAUGAGAAAUAGAUUACACUUGUUGCAAGUAAUCAACUUAACUUAAAAGUAAAAAAAAAAAAAAACAGUUAAGUACAUUUUGAAAGACUAACAGGUUAAUUAACAACUUGUACUUUACUUCAUUUCACAGAUUAAGAAAGUUCAUGGUAGCAUUAUUUCUUAUACCAUGGAGUAAUACAACAACUUUCGCAUUUCCUGAUAGUAAGAGCAUUAAAAUUUUUCUUGACAUUUUUUUUAAUACACAACCUCUAAAUUAAUAAUGAUCACUUUAUAUACUUACUUUAUACCAUCAUCUAAGUAAUUUUUAAUAUAAAUGCAAUCAUUAAAAAUUGUAUGGUGGUAAGGAAUUCUUAAAUUGCUAAGAAAGAAUUAGGCGGUUUAAAAUAGUGUUUUUACUGUGUUGACUUUUUUUUAUUUAUAGAUUCCCCCCCCCCCUCACCUAAUAUUCAUUAUGCUAUAGACAUAUUCAGAGAGGCAGCGAUGAGGAAGGUUUUAUGGUCAAAACACCACUCAGGGCAAACUAGUUUUUAUGCAUAUUGUCAAUCCUAAAAUGUAGUUUAUGUACAUAUAAGGGCUGUUAUGACCAAAAAAAUCCUCCUCAUGUAAUAAAUCCUGGGGUAUAUAUUAAUAGUUAUUUUAAAUACAGGGCAGCAUAUGUUUCCGUAGUUUAAAUAAGAGCAGCAAAGUCUUGUACAAAUAUUGUUCGGAAUUAGAUAUACUUAUACUAUGUAGAUAUUUUGAACCCUUUUUUAAAAAAAAUAUUCCAUUAGUUUCGAUAUACUGUGUGUGUGUUGAUUUAAUUUUUAAAAAUAUUUUUUUAAGGUAAAACAUUCCCUUAAAUAAAAUUUCAAGAACUGAACUGUUUGAUUUGAAAAAGUUACAUAAAGCUACUAAUUACCCUUCCCUAGCCUGAGCUAACGCAGCAUUGCAAGCAAUACUAAACUGCUCAUUCAUAACAUCCGAAGACUGCAAUUUCGUCUGAAUUUUUGACUCUUCAGUCUUAAAUAGCCAUACCCGAGCUGCAGGUAAAUAAUCUCAUAAAGAAACUGAGUAUAUUUUCACACUGGCAGCUAAAAAUAUCUUAGCACACCAGUGAAAGGUUCAACACAUUUGGUUCAUGGCUCCACUUCAAAAAAGUGAAGAUCAAAGCUAGGUUGUGAAGCUACUAACUGCUGCUGUAUACCCUGAGCUGAGGCAAAAUUGCAAGCAAUAUCAAACAGCUCUAUUACAGCAUCCAAGGACAUCAUUGUGCUGAAAUAUUUUUAGCUAUCAGUCUGAAGAUAUAUCUUAAGUUCAAGCAUUAGUUAGGCUUACAUUGAUUUUUUUUUCUAAACCAUGCUGCAUACUGCAUCUAUCAUCUGCUACUAUUACCACAACAGAUUAAAGUCCCAACAGAUAAAAGUUUCUUCUACCAUUUGUUCUUGUUAUCUCCAGCUUUUUAAUUUCAAAUUGCUUCAAAUUUCAAUAAUGAAACUGAAACAUGGUGUUGUAUGUUACUUUCUAGAAGCCAAGUGAUUUACCAGAAUUUUUAGCUUUGCCCAAUUAUAGAAGAAUGCAAAGUAUUGGCUUGACAUUUUGGUCUUAAACCUUGAUGUUUUAGUUAUUUUAAAUUUGAGCGUAUGAGACGCAAACUUAUAAUCUUCUUUUCAGCCAAAAAAGACAAUGAAUGUUUCUUUCAACUGUUUAAAAUUUUGUUUUAGCAUAUUUAUGGUAUUAUUUUAAUUUGAAAUUUCUUGCUUUAUGUAUGUUUUUUGGAAUGAAGUACUUUUUUAAUAAACUGUAUAUCUCUCGGACAAGUAUUCCUUUCGUGUGAGUAGAUGUUUAUGUAUUUUGUUUCAUUUUAUAAACUUUCUGUUUCAUCAAGUUUCAUUCAAAUCUAUGACUUUUUUCUUCUCGGAAAGUACAAAAUUUGUAAGUACAAAAAUGUUAUGCGUGUUAGUUAGUGCUGCUCAGAUGUAAAAUAUUGUGGUUGUUUUUGAUGCAGAAGGCUCUUUUUGAGAACAAAAGAAAAUGGGGCCAUAUAUUAAUGUGCCAUGACCACAUAUACAGUAGAAUAAACAUAAUUGUAGAAAAUUGAGAAAAUAUAAUCGCAACAUUUAAUCAUAGAAUUAGUAAUGUUUUAAAUACUGUAUGUAAUUAUACUAUCGUUUUUGUUUAAAUAAAGGAAAAAUAAUACAUCAGUUUAAGUUUUAAUAAUUUUUGAUGACAUGCUCAAAGUUUUAAGAUGAACAUGAGUUAUCUGAAAGUGUGUGUGUA